This is a messenger RNA of Phytophthora infestans T30-4, 1879 nucleotides long. Its product is annotated as autophagocytosis associated protein, putative. Gene Ontology annotation, biological process: autophagosome assembly; autophagy of mitochondrion; nucleophagy. The transcript is spliced from 3 exons. The record is from RefSeq and is a predicted model, not a curated record. Bases 840 to 1751 code for a protein of 303 amino acids. Gene Ontology annotation, molecular function: Atg8-family ligase activity. Gene Ontology annotation, cellular component: cytosol; cytoplasmic ubiquitin ligase complex. Lineage: Eukaryota; Oomycota; Peronosporomycetes; Peronosporales; Peronosporaceae.
GUGCACGCGUCGGUCUGUAGCACGACACCCAUCAACAUCGGUGGCUGUUGCCGCUGCGGGGCCAAGUUUACUUCUUCAUAAACUUCGUUCACGAUGGAUUGGAAGAACUCCUGCUUGGCUGCAUCCUCUAGCUGGGUCCUCUUGAGCUCGUUGGCUGCAUCCUCCAGUGUCGGCAGAACGUCUUCUGUCAACUGGAUGUUGGACGGUUCAGGGUGUCCUCCUGGAGUGUCAUACAGGUCCUGGUAGAGGCCGACACUCUUACUACGCUUGACGAGCGCCACAUGGCCGUCCCUAGUCUCCAACACCGCUGCGACGCCCACUUUUCGUGAUAGGAAGACAAAGCGAUCGUUGUGAAGCAUUUCGCCAUCUUCCAGAAGCUGCGGGGCUAGCGAUGAGCAGCACGUGCCCAAAUACGACGCAUAAUCGGUCAGCCCCCAGUUCAUCUGAAGUUGGGAAGAGGGAUGAUCUUCUGACAGUCCUUGGAAACGGAACUUUGAGGCAUUGAAGAGCCUCGGCGUCUGGCGCUUAAGAUCUUCCCAAUUCAGCGUCUUCUGUUGCUCAAUUGAGGGAUCUGGAUGUACGAGGCGGCUGAAGCGACUCGAUAGACAGACAUUCACCUGGUCCACUGCCAACGGAGCCUUGAAGCUGCGUACCGAGAAGCUCAUGAGGCGGCGCAGCGGCAGCAGCAUCGAUCGACCGCGUCAGUAAAGCGCCAGCCCAAUAUUUGGGCAUUUUGCAUUAUUAAUUGAGUAAUUGAAGAUUUUGGGUCUUGAAGAAAAAUGAACCCUGAUCCAUUUUCCCAUACCGGUAUUGGAGCUCGAAGAGAAGGAAACGAAGCGAUGCAGAGUCUGUUCCACGGCGUGCGCGAGUAUCUGACGCCUGUGCUGACCGAGUCGUCGUUCGAGGACAAGGGACUACUCACACCCGAGGAAUUCGUUAAGGCUGGAGACCUGCUUGUGUAUAAGUGCCCCACAUGGCGUUGGGAGAGCGGCGACCCUAGUAUGAGACGCUCGUACCUGCCGGCGGACAAGCAGUUUCUCAUCACUCGCAACGUGCCGUGCCGCCGCCGUGUGACAUCUCUGGAACAAAGCUAUCAAACGGAGGAGGCAGUCGAGGGAGAAGAAGGAUGGGUUGCUGCCUCUUCGUACGCGACCGAGGGUGGCAGCUCCAAUGCCGUCACAGAUUUGAGCGAUGAAAUGGGGGAAAUCUCGCUCUCAGACCCAGAACUUCGAGAUUUGAGUUCUUACGAGGAGGAAGACAAUCUCGUGGAGGAUGACGAAGCAGCGCUUGGCCCCUCAACCAGCAGCUACCUCGUAGCCAGCGAACCCGACGAUGCAGAAGUCGCCAUCCUUCGCACACGCACGUACGACCUGUCUAUCACCUAUGACAAGUACUACCAGACACCGCGCGUGUGGCUCUUUGGCUACGACGAACGGAACGCUCCACUCAGCGGUGACCAGUUGUUCGAGGAUAUCAUGCAGGACUACGCGAACCGUACCGUGACUAUGGAGCCACAUCCGCAUCGCAGUGCCCUGGUCCAUGCCUCCAUCCAUCCAUGCCAACACGGCGCCGUCAUGAAGCGCAUCAUCGCCAACCUCAAGAUGCGCCAACCCGGCGAGACAGAGACGGAAGAACAGGCGGCCAACGAAAUCCGAAGCGACCAAUAUCUUUUCCUGUUCUUGAAGUUCAUCCAGUCGGUCAUCCCUACUAUUGAUUAUGACUACACGAUUGAGGUGAACGCCAAGCAGUGAGAGAGACUUAAAUCACUUGCAAGGUAUCAUUAUGCACGAAUAAUUGCUAAAAUUAUCGCGUGGCCUUGUGUUUCUCGACUGGAAUGUUGAGCAACUUAAUCCGAAUUAGGUUGCGCCAAAACUGUUUU